This is a messenger RNA of Durio zibethinus, 1021 nucleotides long. RefSeq lists its product as uncharacterized. The record is from RefSeq and is a predicted model, not a curated record. Lineage: Eukaryota; Viridiplantae; Streptophyta; Magnoliopsida; Malvales; Malvaceae.
UCCCAAAGGUACAAGCGAGUGAAGCGCAUUUUAAGUCAAGCCAACUUUUGUCGCUGCGUUGAAGAGGAUAUCCUUAGAAAUCUGCUAAAGCGAGGCCAAUCGAAAAAAGAUCAGAGAGAAAAAAUGAGGACAGGAAAAGAAACAACUUUUUUAUCUCUACCAUCACUUCUGUUCUGCUUGUUUAUCUUUGUUAACGUUUGUCAACGGACGGUGAAAGCUCAGUCUUUGCCGCCGGCGAAGUAUGAUGGGUUUGUGUAUACAGACUACCAAGUUGACUCGGACACGAUUAUGAUCGAGGCGUUCUUCGACCCAGUCUGCCCCGAUAGCAGAGACUCAUGGCCUCCUCUCAAGCAAGCUAUUCAAUACUACGGUUCUCGCGUUUUUCUCAUAGUUCACCUGCUCCCAUUGCCCUACCAUGACUAUGCAUUCGCUACUUCCCGUGCCUUGCACAUUGUAAACCUGCUUGAUCCAUCUGCUACUUUUCGAUUGUUGGACUCCUUCUUUCAGCAUCAGGAGAGAUUUUACAAUGCUCAAACAAGCAACAUGUCGAGAGUUGAUGUUGUCAAUGAAAUCAUAAAGUUUACAGCAGAAACAGUUGGGAACUCCUAUUAUUCCGCAAUUAUAUCAGGUUUCAAUGACAGAAUGACUGAUCUUAAAACAAGAGUUUCUUUCAAGUAUAGUGCUUCAAGAGGGGUAUUUGGAACACCUUCUUUCUACAUCAAUGGAUUUGCGUUGCCUGAUUCUGGCUCCACAAUAGAUUACAAGGCAUGGAGAAGCUUCAUUGAUCCAUUGCUUGUCGCACAGGGCGUAAAGAGAGAGAAUUCUCCACCAUUAGUUUUAUGAAGGAUUUAACUUUUCAGGACAUACUCUUCAAAUGGUAUUUGGUUGAUAUAUGACAUUGAAUGCAGUACAUAAACACUGCAUCAGCAACGUUGGAUGCUCUAGCUGUAAUGGCUGCCAAAGAAAUGGAUACUGGAUAAUGUAAAAAGACCAAGUUUGUACUAGUAAAAAUCCUUGAACC